Messenger RNA from Arachis ipaensis, 1090 nucleotides. The record is from RefSeq and is a predicted model, not a curated record. Lineage: Eukaryota; Viridiplantae; Streptophyta; Magnoliopsida; Fabales; Fabaceae.
CAAAACUACUCCAAAGUCCAAAGUCGUCUUCAAAAACAACACUACCACACUUUCAAGAAAAAAAAAUUAAAAAAAGAAAAUGCAGCACAACCAAAAUGUCGAUAUUGAUCCACCCCGACGCCCACUGCCGGCGCCCGCCGCAAGAUCGGCGUAGCAGUCGACCUCUCUGAUGAGAGCGCCCACGCCGUCCGCUGGGCGGUCCACCACUACAUCCGCCCUGGAGACGCGGUCGUGCUCCUCCACGUCAGCCCUACCAACGUCCUAUUCGGCGCCGAUUGGGGCUCCAUCGACCUCUCGAUCAACACUGAUCCCGUCUCCGAGGAGGAGGCCGUCGCUGCCGCUAACCAUGGCGGCGGAGACAAUCGCCGGAAGCUGGAGGACGACUUCGACGCGUUCACGGCGUCGAAGGCGGCGGAUCUGGCUCGACCGCUUAGAGAGGCGCAGAUUCCUUACAAGAUACACAUUGUGAAGGAUCAUGACAUGAAGGAGAGGCUGUGUCUCGAGGUUGAGCGGUUAGGGCUCAGCGCCGUCAUCAUGGGAAGCAGGGGAUUUGGCGCAGUCAGACGCGGCAGCGAUGGGAAGCUAGGCAGCGUCAGUGAUUAUUGUGUUCAUCACUGCGUCUGUCCUGUCGUCGUUGUACGGUAUCCCGAUGAUAAGGACGCUGAGGUUGCUGGUAGCGCUGCUGCUGGAAGCGGUGCUCCUGCUGCAGUCGCGGCGGUUAAGGAAGGCGAGGCGGUGAUCAAGCCGGUUCCGCAUGAACAUAAAAAAGAAUGUAUCAUCUGAUUCUAGAAGGGAUUCACAAAACGUUUGUGGAGUGCUCUCUUUCUUUUCCUGUCACCUUGUGCUUAGAACAUAUCCUGCAUAUGAACUCUGGAAAAGAUUAAGGAUAGCUUCGUUGUGCUUGUUGUGAUCUUGGUUGGUUUAGGCUUAGAGGAUUUGUUUUCUCUUCCGAAACGGUAUAUACUCGCUGAUGUUGUAGAUGUAAAAUGUCUCUGCCUUUGGACAGUUUAUGGGUAAUUGUUCUCAUUCUGCAUGUGGGAUAUCAUAUUAUAUAAUAUAAUGAGUACUCCCUAUUUAGCUAGAUUAUAUC